AUGAGGUUCCUGUGGUCUGAUGUCGUACACCACCUUUUCAUCGCCAAGAACACUGUCCUGCUGUGGCGUGGUUGUUGGAAGGGCAGCCCGCUGUCGAGGUGUCUCCUUUCAGAAAAGAACAUUGCUUAUCUGGCCUCUGCCUUGACCUCACACUCCUCCCGCCUCACACAGCUGAAACUGUAUGAUGUCUCUAUACCUGAUGAAUCUGCUGCUGAGAAGCUGCGAGCUCUGGAGAAUGAUCCACACUGCCAGAUGAAGUUCUACAGCUGUGUCCCUCAUCCUGAUGACCCAUCUAAGUGGCGGCUGAGUCUGAUCUGCAGAGUUCUGGAGGACUCAGAAGUGACGACACCGUCUGCUUUCCACCAACAGCAGAGUCAAGAGAUGGAGCACUACAGCUGUGACCCUGAUGGCCCAUGUAAGAGGUGGCUGCUACUGAGUUGCAGAGUUCUGGAGGACUCAGAAGUGACGACUCCAUCGGCUCACCCUCAACAGCAGAGUCAAGAAGUCUCUGAUGACAACUUCCUGAAGGAGAAUCAAGCAGCAGAUACAUUAGCCACCGCUAGCAGCUCCCACUCCUCAGAUGCCACAGUGAUGUACCUCACAAACAGUAGCCAGCAGCAUACAGGAGCACAGCUGCCCUCUGUCAGUGGAGGGUGUGUGUACACUGUGAGCUCUGCUGCAGGGAGCCAUGAGUGCUCAGAGUCCGGUCUGCGCUGGUUGUGUGCUGGUCCAGUCACCCUGCAGUACCGCAUCAGCAAGGAGGAGUUGUUCUCGGCCCAGCUGCAGAUGUUAGAGUACCGACCCGCGGUUCCUCUGAUGGAAAUCAAGCUUCUGUCAGGAGAGCUGGAGGAAGUCUACCUGCCCCACUCCCUCUGCCUGGGUGGCUCUGACCCAGCUAAGCUAGGAGACGCAGUCAGGGCCCUGCAUGGCGACAACAGCAGCAUUUCCCUGGAGACAUGUGAACUGAGGCGUUUCCAUGGCAGGCUCUCAGCACGGCAUUUUUCUCUGUGGCAGUUCGUAGUAUGGUUGGGUUUCCCAGUGAGGGACCACUGUGAGGUGCUGGUCUAUAAGCACAAGCCUCAACCGCUGGUCUUGCACAUCUACGUUCUGCCCUUGCGCUCCUCAGCCAAGCAGGGGAAGCAGGAGAAGUAUGAACGAAGUCAAGCCAUUCUCAAGCUACCCGACACCAUCUCACUCUUGAUGGGCUCCACACUCCAGCUGUGCACCUCCUGCCCGUCUGUAGUUAGCUCAGAGGUGCCGUUCACCUGCUACACCGCCCACGCCUCCUUUGAGGUGCAUGUGGAGGAGCUUCCUAAGGAAUUCGAUAUGGAGCUCCAAAGCACUAAGGAGAACAAACCCAUUUGGAAAGUCACAAUGUGGCAGGAUACGGACUACCCUGAAACUCUACAACACACCGACUCACAGAGCAGAGUUAAAAAGUCCCAAACAGACAUGACGGAGCAGCAGCAGAUGGAGGUGGCCAAGCUCAUGGGUGGGGAGUGGAAGCAGGUGGGCAUCCUCUACCUGGGACUCUCCAUACAGGAGCUGGACAAGAUCCAGGAGUCGGAGCGAGAUGCGACCAUGCAGCGCUUCCGCAUGCUGAGCCAAUGGAUGAGGCAGCACAAGGGCAAAGCUGGAAUCUCAGAGCUGCACCGCUGUCUGAAUCAGCAUGACGUACCCAAUGGUGUCAGAGACUGUCUGGAAAGUAUGUUGAAGGGCACCAGCGGCAAAUGAGUUUACAGGACGGAUGGAAGAAAGGUAUCCAUCAAAACCAACUGAACUUUGUGUCAGUGAUGGAAAAACGUCCAAUGGGAUCAAACAGCAACAACCAAAGCAGACCAGUGUGUCUUCUGAGUUGUUUAGGGUGUGUGUGUGUGUG
This is a messenger RNA of Engraulis encrasicolus (European anchovy), 1879 nucleotides long. RefSeq lists its product as uncharacterized. The transcript has 8 exons. Gene Ontology annotation, biological process: signal transduction. Gene Ontology annotation, molecular function: protein binding. Bases 1 to 1734 code for a protein of 577 amino acids. The record is from RefSeq and is a predicted model, not a curated record. NCBI's taxonomy places the organism in Eukaryota, Metazoa, Chordata, Actinopteri, Clupeiformes, Engraulidae.